Molecule: messenger RNA, 1686 nt
Organism: Serinus canaria (Common canary)
Lineage: Eukaryota; Metazoa; Chordata; Aves; Passeriformes; Fringillidae
Gene: MSRA
Product: methionine sulfoxide reductase A
Exons: 6
Coding region: 490-1029 (179 amino acids)
Biological process (GO): cellular response to oxidative stress
Cellular component (GO): cytoplasm
Molecular function (GO): peptide-methionine (S)-S-oxide reductase activity
Source: RefSeq, a predicted model, not a curated record
GCCUCUGGAAUCGCUGAAUUUUCUACUUUUAGAAGCAACAAGAGAUGGAAAAAUAUCGGCUGCUGCCAAGUGAGGGAUGUUUGAAGAUGACACAGUUGAUGGCACUGGAUACGGAAACUUCAGUUUGUAGUUACAGGACCUGUUUGCUGCAAACAGUGAAAAAAUCUGCUCUUUUCUCAGGAAUUAAAGGAAAAUGGACUAAAAAAAUCAGUGACGGCUGAAGCGUGGACGCUUUACGAUUUCAAUAAAAUGAAGGACCUAAAAGUCCAUUGUUUUCUCCAAAGGUGCCUGGUUUUUCAGGGAGAGAGGUACCUGCCUUGUGAUUUCCUGGGAGCAAAUCUGAUCACACUGCCUAUUAGGCCUGGAUGUGCUGGGAUUAUCCUCCUGCUGCUGUGACAAUCAGCAUUAUUAUUUCAGGGAGUAACUGUAAACCGUAGAUUUUUAUGGAUCGGCUUCGCUUGGAAUAAACAUCAUGUCAAUGGGAACAGAAUGGUUGAACCUUUCCCAGAGGGAACACAGAUGGCUCUGUUUGGUAUGGGCUGUUUCUGGGGAGCCGAGAGGAAGUUCUGGAGGCAGAAAGGAGUCUAUUCCACUCAAGUGGGUUAUGCAGGAGGACAUACCCCAAACCCUACCUACAAGGAGGUGUGCUCAGGCAGGACUGGGCACACCGAGGCCGUCCGGGUGGUGUUUGAGCCACAAAACAUCAGCUUUGAGCAACUGCUCAAGGUCUUCUGGGAGAGCCAUGACCCGACACAAGGGAUGCGGCAGGGGAACGACGUCGGCACUCAGUACCGCUCGGCCAUCUACACCUUCUCCCAGGAACAGAUGGAAGCUGCCCUGAGAUCCAAGGAAGAAUAUCAGAAGGUGCUGAAGGAGGAAGGCUUUGGCCCCAUCACCACGGAGAUCCGGGAGGCUCCUGAGUUUUAUUAUGCUGAGGAAUAUCACCAGCAGUACCUCAGCAAGAACCCUGGAGGGUACUGUGGCCUGGGAGGGACAGGGGUUCCCUGCCCCGUGGGCAUCAGGAAAUAGCCUGUGCUUGCUCCACCACCUCCUCUUCGUUGUAAGGAGCUUGGGGAAAAAAAAGACCAGGAACCUUGGUGGAUGUUCCUUGGUGGAUGUUCCUGCAGCAUCCAAGAUUUGGGAAUCCGCUUUCCAUAAUCAUCAUUUUUCUUUUUGUUGCCAUCAAAAGCCAAAGUAGAGGCAGGGAUUGCUCCCGUUCUUGCUCUGUGCAGCUCCUGGGUUUUCCUUGUCAUCUGAAGAGGUGGAAAGAGAUCCAAACUUCUGAAGUUUGGCUUGAAAUGCUGUUAAAAGGGUGAAUUAGGAGGUGGCUGCACCUGUAGCUGCUUUGCAUUUCCAAUGCCUUUGGACUUUCUGAUUUUCUUGGGUUAAUUAAUUUCCUGGUGUUCCCAGAGCUUUGACUUCUGGAGAUGGGGUUGAGUUCCUUACCUGUCACAACCCUGGGAUGUCUUUGGGAAAGGUGAAUUGAUCAGAUCAGUGAUUCUCCCACCACAACUCCACUUUCACAGCAUUUAGUACCACCUGUAGUGCCUAUUUUCUGAAAUUAUUUUAGCCAUAAAAAAUAAAAUUGUAAUGUGAUGCUUCUUUUUGACAGUUCCAAGAAGUGAAUAAACACAAAAAGAAUUCAACUUUGUUUCCUGCUCUGCAAUAAAUGACAGAAUAAGAAAA